AUGGCAGCCAAGAUUGAGGCGGAGAGAUUGAAUUAUUUUCGCCUGAAUCAAGCAUCGUUGAGAUCGACAACUUAUAAAGGCCUUAUGGAUGCAUUAAACGACAAUCAUGAUUUGGAAAACAUCGGAAGGCGCAUCAUCCUCUCUUCGACAUUUGUCGGUGGACCGAGAUACAUGAUGGAACGAUGCCAGGACGCCAUGAUGCACGUUCGGAAGUAUGGCAAUGCUUCAUUCUUCAUUACCAUGACUUGCAAUCCGAACUGGAGCGAGAUCCGACCGUCCCUCUUUGACAGUCAGGAGCCGUGUGAUAGACCAGACUUGAUCGCAAGUGUUUUUGAUCUGAAAAUGAAGAUAUUCAUCAAGUACGUCACUGGACCAAAUGGCCUCUUUGGCAACUGUAUAGCUUUUGUCUCCACUGUGGAAUAUCAGAAGAGAGGCCUGCCUCAUUUGCAGUGUCUGCUGUGGCUUGAUGAAGCAACUAAGCCAACACCAAAUGAUUUUGACACAUUUGUGCAAGUUGAAAUACCAGACCCGCAAGUGGUUCCUGAGCUGUGUGAAUUGGUACUCAAGCACAUGAUUCACGGACCGUUCUGCAACCACGCCUCUCCAUGUUGGAAGAAAGGAACAUGCAAUUGCAACAAAUCGGUCAAAGGUGAAAGAGACGGUGAACCAAACAGAAAAGUCGGUCACUGCGUAAAGCAGGGCGGCGUGAAUAUUACACAGGCGGAUGGACCUCACAAAUAUUAUAAUGAGCAAUCGGAAUCUGUCGCAAUAUCAGGUCAAAGAUAA
Molecule: messenger RNA, 786 nt
Organism: Amblyraja radiata (thorny skate)
Lineage: Eukaryota; Metazoa; Chordata; Chondrichthyes; Rajiformes; Rajidae
Exons: 2
Coding region: 1-786 (261 amino acids)
Source: RefSeq, a predicted model, not a curated record